AUGAGGCAUGUCCCUAAGAAAUUAACGGACUGUCCGGAGAAUCUCCGUGAGUCCAUAGACUGGUUGAUCCAGGUUAGGUAUGGGAAUGGUGGAGAUGGUCUUACCAAGUUGUCAAAAGCUUUGAAAAAGUUGAUUGAGGAAGCUAUAAAUAACGCUACUAAGUCCCUUACAACCGAAAAAUCUAAACUUGAAUGCCCCUUCAAAUACUCUGAUAAGGAGACUUACUGUCAGUACUACCAGAGACUGCAUGACGAGGCUGAGAAAAAAUUCAAAGAAUCCAAAAAAACCGUUGAAAAUAUCCCAGAUAAUCAUAGUAUUAACUUCUAUAAAACAUGUCUAGAAGAUUGUAAAAAUGCUCACAAAAAACAUCCUCCAUCUCCUGCCUUGAAGUCUGUUGAAGAGAAGAUUGUCCAGCUUGGUGAAUUGGCUGGUAAGCUUGGAGGAUUUGUUGGUGAGAGUGAGAGUGUUAAGAAAGCCGUUGUGAAAGCUAUUAAAGCUUGUUUCGACACUAAUCCACACCUUAAAAAAGACCUAAAUGAUGUUUACUCUUCUUAUGUUACUAAGCUUUCUGAGUCUGUCAAGUCUGAUGGCCAGGCUGAUGACAACCAGAAAAUUAGUGAGCUUAGUGAAGCAGUUAAGAAAGAAAUUACUCUAAUUACUCAACGUAUUAAUAGCCUUAAUAACCCUCUUAAUCCCUCUCCUUCUUCCCCCUCUGCCUCUGCUGAGUCAGCCAAAUUGCAGUCCAAGUUGGAGGCUUUGAAGAAAGUGGAGAAGCUUUGUGGAUUUUAUGAGAAUUCUAAUAAUCAACAAAAUGAGCCUAAAAAUCUCUUAGAUAAUUUAUGUGACGGCCUUCAGACUUUCCUCGGCUUCAACUCUGCUUCCAAAGGCUACGAUGGCAGUGGCAUUGUGUACUCUGACUUGGAUAGGCUGAGUGACGGGGUGAUGGCGUUUUUCUAUGGUGUUCUCAGUAACAUCAAAGAGCAUUUAGGGCAGCAUAAAAACAUUUUAGAUAAUGCAAUUAGCAUUCUUAACACCAAUAAACACCUUGGUAAAAAAGGUUUUAAUGCUGCGAUUGGACAGGUGGUUGAAGGGGUGCGGGGGUAUAAUGAUGCUGUCAUGAAGUCUAAUAAUAACGUUAAAAAUGUAGUCGAAGAAUUGUACAAUUACAUAAAAAAAGACGCAGCGUUUGAAAACGAAUUUGUUAAAAUUCAAGUUGAUAAUGUGACUGGGAAGCCAGAUGACGCUGAGGUAAGAAAGGCAGAGAACUUAGUGACUCAAUGCCUAAAAAAUGCCAAUAAAUUUAACGAAGCUUUAGAUGUCAGUACGAAAAAAGAAAUUAAAAAAUCAAUCGACGACUUAAAUCCUAAGUUACGCGAUAAUGUAAAUAACGUUCGUGAGUCCGUUAAAAUUGAAACUGAGCGUCUUACAGAGUUCUCGUCGAAAGAAAAAUCAGACCUUCGAGAGACAACGGAAUACAUCAGUGAGCUGUUGAAAAACCUGAAAGUGAACGUCGAUUGCAAAAUUGACGCGCACAUUAAAGACCUCAUUAGGAGGAUUCGCGAGAAAGUCCAGACUAUUUUGGAUGAGCUGAACAAAAUCAACAAAGACUUUUGGCAGUACGUGAACGAGUUGGGAACGUGGAUAAAGGAUGCCGAGCCGUUCGUGGAUGACGCGUUGAGGAAGAUUGAGAUCAUUUUGCGGCAAGUGAGUUCGGACGGCGCCGAUCAGAGGCCCAGACUUAUCAACGAGACAGCGGAAUUGAUUAGAAUGCAGGCUCAGAUAAUUCACGGUGACGUGGAAUUGGCCAGAGAAAGAAUGGAAAAGUUAGUGCCGGAGGCAACGAAAAAAGUUGAGCAGUUGACUACGUGGAAGAAUGCGGGCACGACGGCCGUUGAGAGGGCGAAACAAAAGUGUGAGCAGAUUGGUGGGAUGGUUGAGACUGAAAAUGGUACAAAAGAUAAGAUUCAUGGAAUCGCUAACGAUAUGAAAGAUAAGGCUGAGAAUCUUAGAAAGGCGGCGCAUAAGGUUAAGAGUGGUAUUGACGGUUGGGUGCAGCAGGCUACGCGGAAAAUUGGGGAGUUGGAGGAGUGGAUUAAAAAAGAGCUUUUUAAAGUAAAAAACAACAUUCAGGUAUCCAUUAAAGAUUUUGUCACUAAUCAGGUUAAGUCUGUAGUCAACGCAGCAAAGCACGUUACGGGUCCGGUGACACUUAACACAAAUGGUGACACUAGGCCCGGAAUCACGCAGCUUAUUAAUGAAGUUGGACAAACAACGCAGUUCGGAAAAUUAUUUAAACUGCUUGAACGAUCUGCAGAUGACAAAGAUAACAUUGCAUUCUCCAUUGAAUACGCCAUGUAUGCUCUCAAUAAAUUAAACAGCAAGACGUCGAUCGAAUUGGAUGACAAAAAUCCGGUUGUGAAAGCUUUGACGGACGAUCUCGUCGGCCUACUGAAUGUGCAUUUGCAUGAUGCAAUUACGAGGCGUGCAACUACAAACUCACAGACGGAGUCACAAAUUAACUUGAAUGAUACGAUGAGUGGAUACAACCGAGAAAAAGGCAAAGUAACAAUGGAGCUAACCGGUCUCAAACGUAACGUUGAAACCAAUCUAACCGCUGAAGAAAGUGUCAAACAAACGAUCGAAGAUAACAAUAGCUUCACCGGCCCCUUCACCAAAAUCGAGCAACAACUCCAAAAGAUCGCAGGGCUGGUUGACAGCGACAAACCUACGCCGGGAUUAGUUGAUCCUAAAACUGGCGUCAAAAACUACCUGGAUGAUAUCACAACCCUGCUUGGCAAAGCUCCCGUCGUACUCACCUCCGAUAUAAAAGGCGACCACAAUGGUGUCCAAGGCCUCGAGAAGAUCAAGGAAGAAAUCGACGGCGCGCUCGGAGGUAUUCAAACUAAAGUAACGGAUGCUCUACAAGGCGUCAACCAAGCAUACGCCGAUCUGCAAUCCCACUCCUAUACCAUCACUUCCAGACUCACCGAGCUGUGUUCCGCCAUCAAGUCAGCUGCCGAGCUGGAUCCUGAUAGUGCGAAAAAAAAAUUAACUGAGUUGAAGGAGAAGUAUUUCGAGGAACAAACGAAAACUAGCAAACAUGCGGACAAAAGCAUCAAAAAGAUUCGCGACCAACUGAAAGCGCUCCAAAACUUUCUGCAGAGUGGUCCCAUCACCAAGGCCGACAGCGUGAUUGCAUUCCUUUCUACUGCCGAAAAAAGCUUCAAGAAGGAACUGACGGAAGAGAUCGACAAGGACAUCAAACAGGUCACCGAGAAACUAAUCACCCAUUCGCGCAAGCAAUACGUCACGUCUCUUAUGGACUUGCUGACCACUUUCGCCGACAGAGUUUCCUCUGAGCUGGCGGAGCUGCCAACCCAAAUCGGCGCGGACCUGGAACAGGGGCACAAAAAAUUCAUGAACUUAUUUGAAACUAACAUCGUUACUGAAGUUAAGAAGAUCCUUCCUAUCAAUACCGAUCACAGAGGCAAGAAUGAGUUCCCGCUGAACAAGGCGGCAAGCAUAUUUAAACAGGGUUUAACAAGUUUCUUCAAAACUUUGAAAGAGCUACCAGACUUCAAGUCCGACUUCAACUUUAUUCGACCUCCAUACAGCACGCUGGUAAAAUUGCUUACCGGAAUCAUUAGUUCCCUUCACUUCAACGACGACUUCAUCGUGAACUUGGAUGCACUGAGAGACCAGCUGAGUAAGUUUCAUCCUGCCAAGUUCGGGGAGGGACAGAAUCAUUUCAUUCUAGAAGCGCUGAGGAAAGCGUUUUCUAAUUAUGCUGAGGAGCUGUCCAAGGCCUACAUCUCCGCCUACGACGGCGCUGGCAAUAUCAACUGGGAUCAAGAAAACAACCCGGAGACCACAUACUGCGCUAAGAUAUUCUUGACCGCUUUUUCCACAAUUCACGAUGCUGUGCAUGACUUGAGAAUAAAUUGCAAUAGUCUGAAGGGACAUCAAAUUCACUCGACCUCUGAUCUCGGCAGGUUGUUCCUACGGCACGGCUUCAGAGUAUCACACGGCGACAAACAGCACUGGGAGCUGCAGAACAAGCAGAUCAUUAACGGUGAAUACGUCCUUAAGAGAAUCAGUUUCAGGGUCGAUGGUGCGAAAGAGAACGAGCAUCUCAAGGAGUGUGAAUCGAAUGAACGAAAGACGAACUAUUUUUUUAAUCUUUUCGAUAUUCUCACCUGCCUUCUGUAUCACAUUGAGAAGUACAACGAGGUUUGCCAUAUUGGCACUUUUGAUGCAAAGAGACAGCCAUGUUCAGUAUAUGAGAUGCUGAUUUGGCUCAGCGGCCUGACUCACAACCGCGUGCAGUCCGCCAUGGUCGGACAAACGUUCCUUGAGCUACUGAAAGAUCCAGCGAAGGAGGCUAGAGAGGCGCAACAAGAAGAGGAAGUGGACGAACCUAUAGUCCUAGAAGUGGACCCAGCAUCUAUAUCCCUCGAAGCAUACCCGAAGAACAUAGAAUUUGUCAGACUUGACGCGACACUGACACGUAUAUGUUCAAAAGCGUACGAUCUUAUUUGCACAAUCGUUGGACCGGGAGACGAAUACACUACCUACGGGUGUGACUACUCCAACAAUUCGUUCAAGCUGAAGUAUCCCAGUGACCCUGCCGCUUGCUUCGACAUGCUCGUCGAUAUACUUCGCCGACUACUUCCGCAGCUCAGAUAUCUUUUUAACCGCUGUUAUGUCGAUGCCGAAAACCACGGUUGGCGCGACUGCGAAUACGGUCGAACCACACGUACGACCAAAUGGCCGUGCAAGGAGCACUCAAAGAGCAAACCAACGUGCCAGGCAACGUGUCAACCAAAUGACCAACCAAAGUGCCAACCAACUUCCCCCCUAAUGAGCUAUUUGAACGAUUGCUUGCCUGGCCACUUGCCUCAUCAAUUGAGCUCUAUUGGUUGCAAAUACGAAUGUUUGACAUGCCCUUCCACUUCGAAGUUUGGAAUGCCUUGUAUGACGCCCUUGGGAUUUAGGGCGUUCUCCGGAUCGACUAAAACGGGUCGUGAUAUAUGUGAAAUACUCCGGCAAUUUUUCGGUACUGGCCGACUCUCAUCUUUCCUUUGCCUUGUUCCUACGCCGCCGAAAACUCUACCAGAGCACUUCAACUUCGCUCUAUCGCUCGUACGAGAAUGGGAAGCUAUCGCUACACGCUGGUAUGAAAAGCCUAUCGAACAAUCGAUUGAGACAGUUUCUAUCGGUCUCUUUAGAAAUCCCCGUGAGCUGACAGAUGCACUUCGUUAUGUUUAUGGCAGCAGCCAAAAUAACCAUGGCGCUUUUCACCCAAAUCCCUCGUCGGCUGAUGUGUCAAGUUUGUCGAUGCGGAAGGUAUGUACUGGUAUAGAGGAGCACUGUGCUCCAUAUAUCGAAACUCUUUGUUCGGAUUCAUACGCUUACUUACCUUACAAGCAUUCCGACACGUACUUGUCCUGGGCUGUAUAUCUCCCAUGGACAUUCUGGCAAUUACUUAACAAUUUGUAUAACGCUUUCUGUAAUAUUAAUUGCCAAGACUGGGGCUGUCGUGAAUGUUUGAAAGGCGACAAGUGUAAACGUGGACAACAUGGUCUUUUCAAAUUGGUUGAAAAAACCAAGCAACCUCACUGCCAGUGUUCGUCUAUCGUCAGUUGCAAUGGUGUGUCUCCAACUUUGUAUCAAUAUGGAUUUAGUUUCGGUGAUGUAUCUAUGUUGAAUAACAAUAGCAGCAGGAAAACCUGUUCCGAUUUCUGCACUCAAUUAAAGAGAGUGCUUGACUGCAGUUAUUUCAAGACAUUGUUUACAAAAUGCGACGAAUUCAUCUUCACCAUCAGAGAGCCGUUUAUAUGGCUUAACGUCGCGCUCUGGUCACUAUCUCUCUUCUACCUCAUCUGCGUCAUGGUUGGCAGACUGGAUGUGCUGCACAUCCGGUCACACCUGAGGAUACCGUCAUCGCACAAGAUAACGGCGCAAUCAUUGUUGGCGGCGGCGCAAGUCGGAAGGCUUGCCAAGAUAUCGUACCUACAGCCGUAA
Messenger RNA from Babesia bigemina, 6024 nucleotides. RefSeq lists its product as hypothetical. The coding region runs from base 1 to 6024 and encodes 2007 amino acids. The record is from RefSeq and is a predicted model, not a curated record. The transcript has a single exon. Lineage: Eukaryota; Apicomplexa; Aconoidasida; Piroplasmida; Babesiidae.